This is a messenger RNA of Rattus norvegicus (Norway rat), 3833 nucleotides long. Lineage: Eukaryota; Metazoa; Chordata; Mammalia; Rodentia; Muridae. The record is from RefSeq and is a predicted model, not a curated record.
GUUCAUUCGGGACCGGAAGUCCGAAUAGCCUUGUUUUGUUAGAUCCGUUUCUUCUGGUCAAGAACGUGAAGGUGGGUGGUCCGGAUCAAGCCAGUCUUCUCUGCAUUCCACCUUUGAAGUCCUGAGCUUGCCGGAAGUCUAUAGCUCCACCUCGCUCGGUGAAGACGCUGAGGUCAUGUCUACAGUACCUUUCCCAGCUGCAAGUGAAGAGGGGAGUUAUGUCUCAGCACCCAGUUUUAGGUUCAAACAAAGGAAGAUGUUACACCUACUUUUGGAGAGACACGCUUCUUUUACCGUUGGUUCAGAUUUCCCCGAAUCUCCGGGUGACAAACUCCAUGACUCGGCAAACCUAAGCCUUCUGUCCGGAGGAACCCCAAAAUGUUGCCUUGACCUUUCGAGUCUUAGCAAUGGAGAGGUGUCUGCUUCUCACCUUUCUACUUCUGCUGACAUUGAGGAAAACGGUUCCUUGGACUCCUCAGGACCUCAGGAUAUUCACUUAACUGGCAAGGAUUUUCACCAGGACCUUAUGAAAGGCAUCCCAGCACAGCUUCUCUGUAGUACUCCAAAUGCUUUGGAUCAUGGCCACAGAAGGAAGGAUGCAAAGUGUAGCACAUCUGCAAAUAAAGAAAAUAUAAACACCAGUUUUAAAACAUUGGAAUGGGAGGCACCUAGGACCCCGAGGCUUCAAAAAAAGCCUGGCGAUCCUCUGGCUUCUCCUCUCUGUGAGCUGGAAAAUGGAAUCUUGCUGGAAAGUGAAAUGAAGAAUCUGGGCAGUCCCAUUACUACAGUUCCAAAACUGAGUAAAAAUCUCAAGCUAGAAGACCAAGAAGGGAUUUCAGAAGACCCAAUGGAGUGUUCCCUGGAAGACCAAGAUGCCAAGGGCUUAAGUCUGAAGAAGACGGUCCCUCUCUGUGGCAUGGAUGCCAUUGAGUUGGAGGAGGAAGAUUCUGACUCAGAGCAUCUGACUGGUGAUUUCUCAAAGGUCCUGGGGAUUGAACUCAAGUUUUCAGGCUUGGUGGCAAGCACCUCACCAAGGGGUCCUAUCUCUGGUCCUGUGGUCCUGUUUUUUAAAGAUAGUAUUUCGUAACUCAGGAUCUUUCUGCAUCAACCGCCCAGCUGCCAGGAUUGUGGAGGCGUGUGUACUGCCAACGGUGCCAGGGAAACACCAGGAUCUGAAGUAUAUCAGCCCAGAUACAGUAAGCAUACUUCUGAAGAUGGUACCUGGUUAGAUCAUGUCAUCAGCACUGGCCUGUGUCCCAACACCCACGUCAGUCUUUCACUCCGCCCACUCCGAUGGGCUCUUACUCAACUGGAGCUGUAUUGAAGGCUCCUUUCUAUUCUUUCUUUUGUAGACAGGGUUUCUCGGUGUAGCCCUGACUGUCCUGGAACUCAUUCUGUAGACCAAGCUGGCCUUGAACUCAGAGAUCAGCCUGCCUUUGCCUCCCAAGUAUUGGGGUUAAAGGUAUGCACCACCACUGCCCAGUUCCAAUUUCUAUCUUUUUAAAGUUUUUAGUUAAGGGGAUGGAGAGAUGGCUCAGCAGUUAAAAGCACCAGAUGCUUGUCUAGAGGUCCUUUAGUUCGGUUCCUAGCAACCACGUGGUGGCUCACAACCAUCUGUAAUGGGAUCUGAUGCCCUCCUCUGACAUGCAGGUGUGCAGAUAGAGCACUCAUAUAUAUAAAAUAAGGCUUAAAUUUUUCUUUCGUUAAACAGAUAAUGUAUUAUUGUAGAUAAAGGAGAGAAGGGAAGGAAAAUAUAAAAAGAAAAAAAUCACUCAGUUGGGUUCUCAGCAGUUACGAAUCCUGAUUUAUAUGUUAAUUCUCUCCCUCCUUCUCUCUCUCUCUCCUUCUCUCUCUCUCCUUUCCUCCUUCCCUCCCCUCUGUCUCUCUCUCCCUCUGCUUCUGUCUUUUUUUCUCUCUCUCUCUAACACACACACACACACACACACACACACACACACACACGAUGACUCUCCUCUUGAGACAGAGUGUCUGAUUCUCCUUCAUCCUGACUGACUGUAAAUCACAGUGUAUUUGAGAUGACUAAUGAUCUCAGAGUGUGUGCCUUCUGCCUCGACUUCCUGAGUGCUGGGGUUAUGAGCAGGUGGCACCGCACCUGAUAUAAGGAGUGCUGGGAUUAUGAGCAGGUGGCACCGCACCUGAUAUAAGGAGUGCUGGGAUUAUGAGCAGGUGGCAUUGCACCUGAUAUAAGGAGGGCUGGGAUUAUGAGCAGGUGGCACUGCACCUGAUAUAAGGAGUGCUGGGAUUAUGAGCAGGUGGCACCUCACCUGAUAUAAGGAGGGCUGGGGUUAUGAGCAGGUGGCACCUCACCUGAUAAAAGGAGGGCUGGGGUUAUGAGCAGGUGGCACCUCACCUGAUAUAAGGAGGGCUGGGAUUAUGAGCAGGUGGCAUCGCACCUGAUAUAAGGAGGGCUAGAAUUAUGAGCAGGUGGCACCGCACCUGAUAUAAGGGCUGGCAGUGUUGCAGGGUAGGGGAAUAGGCUUGGUGUGUGUACUGUACCACCUGAGGUACUCCAGCCUCCUACUCUCCUCCUUCAGACAGAAUCUGGCCUGGAACUUACAGUGUAGACCAGACUGGUUGUGAUUAUUGAGAUCCGCCCACCCAGCUUAUAAAAAAUGAAGUAACAAUGAACUUGUAGUGUUCCGGUUAAUUUGGUGAGAUAAUCAAAAGCACCCGAGAUGAGGCCAGCCAGGGCUACAUAGUGAGGUCUAGUGUCAAGGAAAAAGGUCAGGUGGUGGUGGCCCCACAUACUUUUAAUCCUAGCUCUUGGGAGUCAGAGGAUGUCACAUUCUGUGAGUUUGAGGCCAGCCUAGUCUACAGAACAGAUCCAGGACAGCCAGGGCUACACGAAGAAGUCCUAUCUCAAAAACAAAAAUCUAUGUUGUCUUAAUAGCUAUGAAAUCUGUUAUACCAGAAUAUGUUUAACUAAACCCUCUGAAUGAAUGCUUGAGUGGUUUGUAACAUUUCAGUAUCCUGAGACAUUGCUAAGAUGAGAAUCAGUUUGUGUACUUUUACUUAAGGGGUUAGAAACUGGGCACGGUGGUACGUGCUCAUAAUCCCAGCAGUUAGGAGUUGGGGCCAGGAGGAUCAAGAAUGCAGAGCCAUCCUCUGGUACAUAGUGAGUUUGAGGACAGUCAGGCUACUUAAGACUUUAUCUCACAAAACAAAGAUUUUAAAAUAGGAAGUAUAAUUCCAUGUAUUUUGUAUGUCCUUACAAAGUUCUUUCUUUUUUUUUUUUUUUUUUUUGAUUUAUUUUAUUAUAUAUAAGUACACUGUAGCUGUCUUCAGAUACACCAGAAGAGGGCAUCGGAUCUCUUUACAGAUGGUUGUGAGCCACCAUGUGGUUGCUGGGAAUUGAACUCAUGACCUCUGGAAGAACAGUCGGGUGUUCUUAACCACUGAGCCAUCUCUCCAGCCCACAAAGUUCUUUCUUGAAAGGCUGGACAAGUUUAUUCUUCAGGACUUGGUGACUGGGGAACUGUCCCUCACGUCCUCUUACAUUGGGUUGUCUAACCACUACUACCUCUGCUACUGCUCUACUCCUUAGCUGUCACCUGAGAGGCUGGUCUUAGUCAUGCUUUCUUCUAAUAGACACCCUCAGUAUCGGCCAUUUGGGUCGUCUACACAGGCCAUUUCCAUGUCAUACUCAUGUGGGGUUAGGCUUACUCCACUUGCCCUGUUACAGCAAAUACAGGCUAAGUUUGGAGGUUGUACAUAUAGUGCGAUUCUGGGUGACUAAUGGAAAUAUUGCUAGAAGGAGCUGUGUGGCUCCUCUCUCGGAGCAAAGGUGAACAGGAUAUUUAAUCAUUCUUUGU